Molecule: messenger RNA, 1086 nt
Organism: Vicia villosa (hairy vetch)
Lineage: Eukaryota; Viridiplantae; Streptophyta; Magnoliopsida; Fabales; Fabaceae
Exons: 2
Coding region: 1-1086 (361 amino acids)
Biological process (GO): proteolysis
Molecular function (GO): aspartic-type endopeptidase activity
Source: RefSeq, a predicted model, not a curated record
AUGUCUAUUGACGCUGCCGCUGGCGGAGCGUUAAUGAACAAACCUUAUCCCGACGCUUGUGCCCUAAUAGAGGACAUGGCCCAAAACCACGCCCAAUGGGGGAUAGAACGAGCAACGGUAGAGAAAAAGGAGAGCCAUGGAGGAAAGCAUGAGAUAAGUUGCAUGGACAUGAUGAAUGCUAAGAUGGACGCUCUGGCCUUGAAAGUCGAAAACAUGUCUCAAAACCCUACCAUAGUGGCAGUAAUCCAAUCGGAGUGCGAGCUCUGUGGACCGAAAAAUCCUAACCUAAGCUCAUCAGAAAAACCUAAGGAAGAUGCUGAACCAAAAGGCCAGGUAGAGGAACCAGAGAAAUCCGAAAAGCAAUCAGAACCAGAGGUAGAGAAUCACACACCACAACCUUACAAGCCACCCAUUCCAUUUCCACAAAGAUUGAAAAACACUAAAACAGAAAACCAAUUCCAAAAGUUCAUUAAGGUAAUAGAGAAACUCCACGUAGAAAUCCCUUUUACCGAAGCAAUAACCCAGAUAUCAUCAUAUGCUAAGUUCUUGAAGGAUAUUUUGUCCAACAAAGGACGACUCAACGAUCCCAAACCUUUAGAAUGUCAUUCCAUAUCCGAGAAUAAACUUGCCAAGAAAGAUAAAGAUCCUGGAAGUUUUUCUAUCCCUUGCUUCCUAGGAAAUCAUAUGAUAGACAAAGCAUUUCUAGACCUAGGAGCGAGCGUAAGUCUGAUGCCCUUGGCUGUCUGUAAGAGGUUAAAACUAGGAGAGCUUCAACCUACUAAGAUGUCGUUACAACUAGCUGAUAGAUCCGUUAAAUACCCCAUGGGUAUUCUGGAAGACAUACCUGUCAAAAUUGGUCAGUUAUACAUUCCGACUGAUUUCGUAGUUAUGGAUAUCAAAGAAGAUGAUGACAUCCCAAUCCUUCUAGGAAGAUCAUUCUUAUCGACCGCUGGAGCUAUAAUAGAUGUUAAGAAAGGGAAGCUGACUUUUGAGGUAGGAGAUGAAACGAUCGAGUUCAUUCUAUCAAAAUUCCUAAUGGCACCAGUGAUCGAAGAUGCAUGUUAUGCCAUCGACGUCAUCGAUUAG